AUGCCUGCCGAGCAAAACACUUGCACUAGAAACAACAAUGAGACUCCUAACGUGGAGCCACGUCAUCGUCCUCUUGCUCCUAGGCACAACAAUUCUCCAAUGACUGGUUCUCAGAGAGUGCCAACUCCUUACCCUUCCUAUCUCCAGACACUAGAAGAACAUUUCACAGCUGGAAUAAUAGAGAUGCCAGUUCCUAGGCAACCCAUUCUAAGCUUCCCUGCCCAGCAAGAACCUGACAACUCUUCACUAGAAUUCCUUGACAAAGGAGGUUUCCACUAUCCAUUCACACCCCUGCCAAAUGUCACUUGUCGACCAUUCCUGAUCCCAGGACCCCCUGAAUCUUCCAACAGCGAUGCUAUAGUCUUACAUCAAUUCCCUGGACCACUGGAGGUUCCUCACAAUACCUCAGAAGCAUCCACUGGAUCUUACCACAUUGCCCCUGCACAGGUAUUCCCAUCCUUGUUGCCUAUGAACACCUCAUCCUCCCCAAACCCUGAUAGUCCUCCCACUGCAUCUACUGAUUCUCCCAAUAUGCCACAUCUUGCCUCUGAUGUAUCUGACAAUGGUAGCCUUGAUCACGCCCCUAACCUGCAGCUACUAGCCAAUGUCAGUGAGUACAUCACAGCAUCAGAAGGACACAGCAGUGACCCCCAGGAGUUUGAGGUCUACAGUGAUGACAUAAUCCAGUGCCCCUCUAAUGAUGUCACUCAAUCCUGGCGGUCCAUCCCUUUCAACACCUCUACCCCUGUUCAAGAUGUCAAUCCCUUGGAACGUGUAUUACCCCAUUUCCCUGGAGCUUACGCCAAUUCCGUUACUUGA
This is a messenger RNA of Fibroporia radiculosa, 819 nucleotides long. RefSeq lists its product as uncharacterized. The coding region runs from base 1 to 819 and encodes 272 amino acids. NCBI's taxonomy places the organism in Eukaryota, Fungi, Basidiomycota, Agaricomycetes, Polyporales, Fibroporiaceae. The record is from RefSeq and is a predicted model, not a curated record. The transcript has a single exon.